Molecule: messenger RNA, 2111 nt
Organism: Xenia sp. Carnegie-2017
Lineage: Eukaryota; Metazoa; Cnidaria; Anthozoa; Malacalcyonacea; Xeniidae
Product: protein MODIFIED TRANSPORT TO THE VACUOLE 1-like
Exons: 13
Coding region: 20-1624 (534 amino acids)
Cellular component (GO): trans-Golgi network membrane
Source: RefSeq, a predicted model, not a curated record
GGGUGCAAGUGGAUGCAAGAUGGCAGCCAAGUCGAUCUCAUCAAAUCUAAAAUUUACUACCAAGAUACCACUUCUCUUAAAAGCCACUUCAAAUGAUGAGAAAUCAACACAAGGCUAUCAUCUUCAGGAAAUAAGUUUGAUCUCAAAGUCAUCAUUUCCUAACUGUAAAUCACUGUUGACUUUCUUACUGGGUCGCUUGGAGAAACGAGAGCCUUGCAUAAAGUUUAAGGUGUUGCAUAUCAUGAAGUAUCUGGUUGUUAAUGGACAUGCAGAGUUUCGAAGUCAGUUGCGACGUAAUGGAAAUGCUAUUAAAAAAUCUGUUGAUUUUCUUGGUGACUUUGAUCCAAUUCAUGGUGAUGGAUUAAACAUUAAAGUUAGACAGGCAGCUUCAGAUCUGGAGAAACUCUUGUUUGAUGUUGACAAUCCUGAUGUUGAAGUCAUUUAUAAGUCUAUGUUAGCUUCAGAAUGCUCAAAAAAGAUGGAUGGUUUUGGAUACUCCAAAACACCAGAACCACAACAGGAAUCGUCGUUGAUGGAAACUUUAAAAACGAAAGUUAUAAACUCUACAUCAGAAAUGUUCAAUAUUUCUAGACCAGCAGCGAACCACUCCAAUGCAACACCUGACCCACAUCAUCGCUAUACUCCUGUUGAUUUAAGGGAUACCGAUAUUGAAAUAGAAAAUUUCGAGAUUUCAACAAUUACAAAUGAAAAGCAAGCAAAUUCUGAUAAUCUUCACAACAAGAAUGAUGAUUUGGAUGUAGACCGCUGUUAUUAUGAACGCAGGCUCGUCAACCGUAUUACAUCCGGGAAUGGCAUCACUAACGUUCCUGACCGAGAAUCUCUUAAAGAUUUUUUAAGCGAAGCUUCUUCCUUAGAUCUGUGUGCUAUUUUGGAUCUGUUAGACGAAAAGAUGAAAAAUUUUCCCGUUAAUGUUCAGUUGAAAACUCUGCACGUUCUGGAAUGUUUAUUAAGAAGCAAAUUCGCUGAUGUUCCACGCAAAGUUAAAGAACAUUGUCCUAAUAUUUCAUCGCUUGCUGAAUCUCCAGAUAUCAGUGUUCAAGCAAAGGCAAAAAAAAUAGUACUAUGCAUCAAUUCUUCAUUGGAGGAAGAUUUAGGAAAUUCCUUAGUUCCGCCUGGUUACGAAGAAUCAAAAGAGCUUCCAAAGAUAGACACUCCUCAACUGAACUCUUUAUUUACUGGAAUGAAUGUCAAAGACAAUGGUCUGGAUAAACCUGCUACUGACUGCAAAGAUACUGGAGUACUUUCUCAUGUUUCGGCAAGUGAAACUAUUUGUACCCUAGUGGAUUUGGUUGAUACUGUCCCAACUGAACAAAUUUCGGUAAAUGUUUGCACGGACAUGAGCGAGGAAAAAAUUAGACAAUCGUCUUCAGUGUCUGUUGACAAAAUUCCCUCAAAUUUUCAAUUUCUUACUUUUGAAGCUGAAGGCAAGUAUUUAGACAAUAAUUUAACAGACGAAACUGUAAAUUCAUUCUCAAACGAACGUGAUUUAUUGGACCUUCAAUCUUCGUGCACAAAUAUGGUCGAAAAUGGGCAAAAUGUGACGUCACAAAUAUCUGAAAACUUGUUACUUAUGGACAGCGUCGACAACCUCAGUACUUCAUAACAACAGUCAAACAAACGAGAAUGGACCCUAUUUCUUCAAAACAUCGAAUUUUCAAACUUUAAACAGCAAUAUGCAACAGCUGUCACAAACUUCUCUUCGUAAUACAACUUAUGGUGGAAUUCUCCCUAAUACGAGCUCUUCGUUCACCGGCUCUGGACGACUAUUCCCGAAAGACAUGAAAUCGGAAACAGACGGAUUUGAUUUUGUACGAAAAUCUAAAUCGGAUGCCUUCAGUUUUAUCCAAGACGAAAUCCUGGCCAGUAAACCAAAAACAAAAUAAUAUUGAGUCGUGGAAAUACUGUUGGCCAGCAGGAAUAAACCUUAAAUGAAGAUAUGAUCAUUCUUUCAUAGGAAUAAACCUUUUGGCAACAAAUUACAUCGUGUUUUUUUUAAAAAAUUUCUAUUAUGUACAACAUCUGCUUAAAAAUAGCUCAAUUUAAUUCUAUUCAUUUAGAAACUAAUCCAAUAUCUUUGCGGCAUUUGAAAA